This is a messenger RNA of Coffea eugenioides, 2055 nucleotides long. RefSeq lists its product as uncharacterized. The record is from RefSeq and is a predicted model, not a curated record. NCBI's taxonomy places the organism in Eukaryota, Viridiplantae, Streptophyta, Magnoliopsida, Gentianales, Rubiaceae. The transcript is spliced from 3 exons. Gene Ontology annotation, molecular function: zinc ion binding. The coding region runs from base 1 to 2055 and encodes 684 amino acids.
AUGUGGACUUACAAUCCAAGGAAGGAGAUAGAAUUCAAGAAGAGACAACUAUUCACUAAUGUUGAUGCCUUUAGAGCAGCACUGAAGGAUUAUAUGAUCCAAAAAGGAUUUCCCAUCAAAAGGCUGAAGAAUGAGAAAACCAAGUGUACCGCAAUCUGUUAUGUUGCUGGAUGUACAUGGAGGAUUCAUGUGUCCCCUGUAGCUGAUUCAGUAACAUUUAUGAUUAAGACAUACACACCUGAACACACAUGUGUGAUGAAUAACAAAAAUCGUGAGACCACCUCUGACUGGAUGGCAGAGAAACUGCUAACUGUGAUGAGAACCCAUCUGCACUUGUCAAGAAAAGGCAUUGAAGCUGAGAUGCUAAAAUAUGGUGUGCAUCCUAGCAAACAGCAAGUAUAUAGAGCCAAACAAAAGGCAAGAGAAGAGAUUGAAGGCACACAUUCAGAAUCAUAUAGUAAACUGUCAAAAUAUUCUGUGCUUCUAAGGCAACAUAAUCCUGUUAGUGUUUGUAAGAUUCAUUAUGACAGACCAAAUCUACUAGUUGAACCGAGGUUCCUGAGACUUUUUAUUAGCUUUAAAGGACAGAAAGAUUUAGCUGGUUGUAGAUCCUUUGUUGGAUUUGAUGGAUGUCAUUUGAAAGGUAGUUUUGGUGAAGUAUUGCUGGCUGCUGUUGCAUUGGAUGCUAAUAACAGCAUAUUUCCCAUUGCAUUUGCUAUUGUUGAGAUAGAAAACAGAGAAAUUUGGAGUUGGUUCUUUCAUUUCUGUGAAGAAUUCUUUGGACCAUUCCAUAACAAUUCUCCCUUAACUGUCAUGAGUGAUAGACAAAAGAUAUUAUUAAACACUGAACUUGAUAAAAUUUGGACAACCUGCUGUGUAGAUAUGGUAAAAACUGCUGACUGCUUUUUGAUUUUCAUGCAGGGGCUGAACCUUGCAUAUGAAAAGCUGCUGCCAUCUGCAAUUGGAAGAUACUGUUGCAGACAUAUUUGCAGUAACUUUAGGUCUCAGUUUCCUGGAAUGUUACUGACUAGCUUUUUUUGGCAAGCUGCUAAGAGUUAUGAUGCAAUUGGAUUUAAUGAAACAAUGCAAAGAAUCAAAAACAUGAAUAUAGAAGUAUGGAGGUACUUAUCCAAGAUUCUAGUUUCUGCUUGGGCUAGACAUGCAUUCUCAACAGAAAUAAAAUGUGACCAUGUCACAAACAACUUCACGGAAUUCUUCAAUACUUGGAUUGGAGACUUAAGGGGCCAACCAAUACUAACACUUGUUGAAGGUCUAAGGAAAAAAUUUAUGAAGAAAUUACACAAAAGGUACCAGAAGGCUUGCACAUGGACGUCUACUAUCCCAAAAAACAUCAUAGAAAAGCUCAAGAAAAUUUCAAUACAUUCUAGGAGAUAUUCAUUGCAGAUGACCAGUAAGGAUUUGUUUGAAGUUACUGAUGGUGAAAGAGCAUUUAUAGUGAGUUUGAACCAGAAGACAUGUGACUGUGGAGCUUUCCAAUUGUCUGGACUACCAUGCAAGCAUGCUGCACUUGGAAUUAUAUACAGAAGACAGAAAUUGGAGACAUACUGUGAUCCUUGCUUCUCAACAGAAAUGUAUCUCAAGACAUACAGUGGCAUGAUACAUCCAAUUCCUUACCAGAAGAUAUGGCCUCCAUUAAUUGAUGUCACACCAAAAACUGUCCUUCCACCACCAUUGAGAAGAGUUCCAAGUCGUCUAAGAGUUAAUAGAAGGAGAGGGCCUGAUGAGCCAAGCCAAUCUCAAACAAAAAGGUCAACCACUAUGAGAUGUGGCAACUGCAAAGCUACUGGAUAUAAUACUAGAACAUGUCAAAGAGCACCUGUUACUCAAUUUGCUAGAGGAAAGUUAGGAAGCGGAAUUGCAAAUACAGGGCUUGCAAGAUCUAUUCUAUGGGAUCAUGCUGAUGGCAAUGUGCCUAUUGUGGUUUCUAGUCAAGGCAGCAACCCAAGUCCAUCCACUCAAUCACCAUUAAUGAAUGUUGACUUGAAUUUGCAAAUAGCAACCAAUGCUACUAAGAGAAAGGUAUUUGUUCCUUAA